AUGCCGGAGAAUGAUUUGGAAAAGCCGCAGGAAACCGAACUCAAGGAUGACUCCUCCAACUCGGGUAAGGGUGAAUCGACCAAGCAAACUGUCAAGGGUACCCACAAGACUAAACACUGGAGAAUUGAAACGUAGGUUUAGUUUUGGCUUAGGUUUAGGAUUUUUGGGGCAGUUUUUGUAAUAGUACUGAUAAGGGUUUUUUGUUGGCUUUUAAAUGAUUUAUAGUACUAGUACUAUCAAAUAUAAUACUCUUUUAUUGCUAAAAAUUGUGUUUUGGUAAUGUAAGACGGUUUCAUAGCAUUACAAGGUCUUGUCAUAGUACUACAAGGUUUCAUUUUACUUCUACAUCGAGUUAUUCUACUAUAACACGUCAUUAACACAAAUAAUACCACCAUUUCAGCCCCAUCAACACCAAGCACAAGAUGCCACCGAAGGGCUGGGUCAAGAUCUACGUUCGAGUUCGUUUCUCGCCCACUGAAGUUCGCUACAUGAAGUUGAAAUACGACGAAAACAAGACUCCGGCCGAAAAUGACAGGAAUGUACGGCACAUCUUCGAACUCUGGGAUGGAUCAAUCGUGAAGGAUGCCGACUUCAGACAGAUCAAAUCAUCGCUGUUUUCGGUUCUGAAGGUCAAUGGACAACGUCAAGUGCUUCAGGUGAGGAUUUUGAAGCUUUUUACUCUAUUUUGAACUUUUUUGAUUUUUAAGCCAAAAAUUUAUGUAAGCCUAGCGUUUUUAAGCCUAAAUUUUAUAAAAGCCUAGCGUUUUUAAGCUUACAAUUUGUGUAAACCUAGCGUUUUAAGCCUUAAAUUUAUGUAAGCCUAGCGUCUUUAAGCGUUUAUUUUAGUUUAAGCCUAGCGUUUUUGAGCCUGAAAUUUGUGUAAGCCUAGCGUUUUUAAGCCUAAAUUUUGUGUAAGCCUAGCUUUUUUAAGUCUAGAUUUAUGUAAACCUAUCGUUUUUAAGCCUUAAAUGUAUGUAAGCUUAGCAUUGUUAAGCUUAAGAUUUAGUAAGCCUAGCGUUUUUAAGGCUUAAAUUUAUGUAAGCCUAGCAUUUUUAAGCCUAAGAUUUAGUAAGCCUAGCGUUUUUAAGGCUUAAAUUUAUGUAAGCCUAGCAUUUUUAAGCCUAAAUUUUAGUUAGCCUAGCGUUUUUAAGAAUAAAUUUUAGUUUAAGCCUAAAUAUUAAAUGUUAUACCUAAAAUGACCUUUUAAUUCAAAAACCUAAAAAAGAUGUAAUUUUCAGGACAUGAUGGGUGCCAAUUGCGUAGUGGAAGCUCCACAGUACAUUCGCGUCAAAGUUCCAUUCGCUGACAACCCGACCGCCGCCAACACUGCCACUCUGACAUCGUGCGCCGAAAUCCUCGUCACUCCGGCCAAUUGA
Bursaphelenchus okinawaensis is the source of this 1376-nucleotide messenger RNA. Lineage: Eukaryota; Metazoa; Nematoda; Chromadorea; Rhabditida; Aphelenchoididae. The record is from the annotation of a GenBank genome assembly.